AUGGCGCAAAAACUAGCCGAUAUUAUUAUGCGGCAUACGGAGGGUAAUGAGUUGAAGAUGGAGGAAGAUGAAGAAAUUUGCAAUGAGAGUGAGGAUAAAGGUGAAUCGUCGGAGAAUAUAGAUGAUGGUGUCCUCGUUGUUCCGGAUAAAGUUGCUUUCAGCAACGGUAAACUCAUUAGCGCAUCGGAUGUUCAUCGCGCAAUUGAUUUCUGCCGCUCAACGAGUGAUGAACACAGACCACUUUCUUCGAUGCUCACAAUGUCCAGAUUUAUCAGCAAUAAAAAUGAUAUGAAACGGCCACACUUUUGA
This is a messenger RNA of Anisakis simplex (herring worm), 309 nucleotides long. Lineage: Eukaryota; Metazoa; Nematoda; Chromadorea; Rhabditida; Anisakidae. The record is from the annotation of a GenBank genome assembly.